This is a messenger RNA of Hansenula ciferrii, 1230 nucleotides long. RefSeq names its product RNA-DNA hybrid ribonuclease (gene RNH1). Gene Ontology annotation, biological process: DNA replication, removal of RNA primer. Gene Ontology annotation, molecular function: nucleic acid binding; RNA-DNA hybrid ribonuclease activity. NCBI's taxonomy places the organism in Eukaryota, Fungi, Ascomycota, Saccharomycetes, Phaffomycetales, Wickerhamomycetaceae. The record is from RefSeq and is a predicted model, not a curated record. Bases 1 to 1230 code for a protein of 409 amino acids. The transcript has a single exon.
AUGGCAAAAGCUGCCUUUUAUGCUGUUAAAGAUGGUCGUAAGACUGGAAUCUUCCAUAAUUGGAAUGAUUGUAAGGAGCAAGUCAUAGGUUAUGCUGGUGCUGUUUAUAAAAAAUUUCCAUCUGAAACAGAGGCUAAAUCAUUUAUCAAUGGUGAUGGUUCCAACAUAACUAUCAAAAAAGGCAAACAAAUAUUUUAUGCAGUUGCUUCAGGUCAUAAACAAGGUAUUUAUAACAACUGGAGUGCUUGUAGUGAACAAAUUAAAGGUUUGGAUGACUGCAAAUAUAGAAAAUUUUAUUCUUUAAAAGAAGCUGAAAAUUUUAUAAGGCGACAUAAUAUUAAAGAAGGUUAUAAAGAUGAUAUUGAUAUAAAUUCAUUGAAACGAGCUAGAGGGGAAGAAGACGUAAAUGAGACUCAAAAUAAAGCAAGAAAACAAGAGCAAGAACAAGAAUCAAAUAUUGAUCCUAGUGGAGAUACAUUUUAUGGUAUUAAAUAUAAAUCUGGUAAAUCUAAGAUUGUGAAAACAUGGAAUGAGUGCAGAAAAGCUACAAGUGGAAUUCAAGGUGUUACUUUUAAAAGAUUUGAUAAUUUGAUGUCUGCAGAAUUUUUCACAAUGCCAGAUGAACAAGAUACACCAUCAUCACCAACUUCAAAAGAUAAUAUGACUGAAUUAUUUUUACAAAAAAAUUCAGAGGCAAUUUUACAAAGACAAAAAGAAUUAAAACCUACUGUUGUUUUCUGUGAUGGUUCAUUUAUAGCUAGUUCGUAUGGUAAAAGUAAGGCAGGAUUUGGUGUUUAUUUUGGACCUGGUGAUUAUAGAAACAUUGCACAACCUUUGAAAAAGGAACCAAAAAAUAGUUUUAUAUCUGAAGCAAAAGCUAUAGAGUAUGUCUUGUCACAUGUAAUGAAAGAUGUUGAAAAAUAUGUAUCCGGGGAAUUAGAAAUCAUGCCCAAAUAUUCAAUAUCAUCAGAUUCUGAAACAAUGAAGAAUAUAUUACAUUCAUAUGCUUCACAUUGGACUGAUAAAGAUUAUGAAAAAAGAUCAGAUUUACCUGAAUUAAAACAAAUUGUUGAAAAUUUUGGGAAAAUAAGGAAAUUUUAUCAUGAUAAUUCACCAAUUUUCAAUGACUUUAAAUUUGAAAUCACUUGGGUUAAAGGUCAUGUUGGUAUUGAGGGUAAUGAACAAGCGGAUCAAUUAGCUAGAGAAGGUGCUGAGAAAUCAAUACAAUAA